CCUCCUCUCUUCUCUCCUCAGCACCAGACGGACUCUCUUCUCUUCUCUUCUCUUCUCUUCUGUCUCUCUCUCUCUGGGAUAUUUCCUCCUCGCUUCAUUAUUUCACUGUCGAGUGAUUCUCACAUGCGAACCGCCGGAUUUCUCCCUCUUGAGUAUGAGAGGGACUGAGAAACCGAACCAGAGACACAUCCAGAUCGAGCGUGAUGAUGCGCGCCGCCGGACCCGGAGCUUCAGCACAACUUUAACGCAGCUCGGAGCGUCGCGUUCCCGACACACGGGAGGAUCCGUUUCAGGUCUCCACAGAAUGGAGCGAGAAUGAGCAGCGAGCGGCCGACCGUGAAGCAUGAACUGCAGACUCAUUGUAGUCACUUACUGCCUGUUUAUAUGGGAACAUAUAACAGUUCAGUCCAACCGUCAGGAGCCAUCGGCCAAUGAGCAGCAUGUUAGCCGACAGUUUGACUGGCUUAUCUCGGACCGCGGCCCCUUCCAUCACUCCAAGGGCUACCUGUCCUUCAUGGAGAGAUUUCGCCAAGGAUUCACCACCCGAUAUAAAAUCUACAGGGAGUUCGCCCGCUGGAAGGUGAGGAAUACAGCCAUCGAGCGGCGGGAUCUGAUCCGGAAUCCUCUCCCGCUCAUGCCGGACUUUCAGCGCAGUAUGAGGAUGUUGGGCCGCCGGCCGUCCACGCAACAGUUCAUCGACACCAUCAUCAAGAAAUACGGCACACAUAUUCUGAUCUCGGCCACGCUGGGAGGUGAGGAGGCGCUCACCAUGUACAUGGCCAAGAACAAGCUGGACCGGAAGAUGGUCAACGCCACCCAAGGAGUGGAGGCUCUGCACCAGCUCGCCUCUUCCUAUUUCAUCGACCGGGAUGGCACCAUGCGCAAACUACAUGAGAUUCAGAUCUCCAGCAACGCCAUCAAGGUGACGGAGACCCGGACCGGUCCUCUGGGCUGCAGCACGUAUGAUAAUCUGGACUCGGUCAGUUCUGUCCUGCUCCAGAGCCCGGAGAGUAAACUUCAUCUGCAAGGUUUGCAGGUCAUUUUUCCCGAGUACCUUCAGGAGAAGUUUGUCCAGUCGGCUCUGAGCUACAUCAUGUGUAACGGAGAGGGAGAAUACAUCUGUCAGAAGAGUCGGUGCAUCUGUAAAUGCGCUGAAGACUUCCCACAAUGCAACUGUCCCACCACUGACCUGCAGAUCAUGGAGAAUACUCUGGUGGGCAUGGCCGAGACCUGGGAGGCGUCUUACAGUGACUUUGAGAACUCAGAUGAGUUUAAGUCUUUCCUGAAGCGUCUGCCCGCGACACAUUUCCUGCCGGUGAGCAGCGUUCAUCUGUUAUGGGGCAGUGACUGGGAUCUUCAGAACCGCUAUCGGCUCCUUCAGAGUUCUCUAGAGGUUCAGAGACUGAAGAUUCAACGCACGGCACGAAAACUCUUCGGUCUGAGCGUCCGCUGCCACCACAACCCCAACCACCAGAUGCCCAGAGAGAGGUCGGUGCUGCAGUGGCUGAACCGCGUGCAGUCGUUCCUGUACUGCAACGAGAACGGCUUCUGGGGAAACUUCCUGGAGAGCCAGCGCAGCUGCGUGUGCCACACGGGGGCCACCCUGUGCCAGCGGCCCAUCCCGUGCGUGAUCGGCGGCAACAACAGCUGCGCCAUGUGCAGCCUGGCCAACAUCUCGCAGUGCGGCUCCUGCAACAAGGGAUACAAGCUGUACCGCGGGCGCUGCGAGCCGCAGAACGUGGACUCUGAGCGCAGCGAGCAGUUCAUCAGCUUCGAGACGGACUUGGACUUCCAGGACCUGGAGCUGAAGUACCUGCUGCAGAAGAUGGACGCGCGCCUGCACAUCCACACCACCUUCAUCAGCAACGAGGUGCGCCUGGAGACCUUCUUCGACCCGCGGUGGCGCAAGCGCAUGUCGCUGACGCUCAAGAGCAACAAGAACCGCAUGGACUACCUGCACAUGAUGGUGGGCCUGUCCAUGAAGAUCUGCCAGAUGCGCAACAGCAGCGUGGACCCCAUGUUCUUCGUCUACGUCAACCCGUUCAGCGGGAGCCACUCGGAGGGCUGGAGCAUGCCGUUCGGCGAGCACGGCUACCCGCGCUGGGAGAAGGUGCGCCUCCAGAACUCGCAGUGCUUUAACUGGACGCUGCUGCUGGGCAACCGCUGGAAGACCUUCUUCGAGACCGUGCACAUCUACCUGCGCAGCCGCGCCAAGGUGCCCACCGUCCUGCGCAACGACACCGGCCAGGGCCCCGUGGACCUGUCCGAUCCCAACAAGCGCCAGAUCUACAUCAAGAUCUCCGACAUCCAGGUGUUCGGCUACAGCCUGCGCUUCAACGCCGACCUGCUGCGCAGCGCCGUGCAGCAGGUCAACCAGUCGUACACGCAGGGCGCGCAGUUCUACUCGUCCUCGUCCAUCAUGCUCCUGCUGCUGGACAUCCGGGAGAGGAUCAACCGCCUGGCCCCUCCGGUGGCGCCCGGCAAACCCCAGCUGGACCUCUUCUCCUGCAUGCUGAAGCACCGGCUCAAGCUGAACAACAGUGAGAUGAUUCGCGUGAAUCACGCCCUGGACAUGUACAACACGGAAAUCUUGAAACAGUCGGACCACCUGACAAGCAAACUCUGCUAGAGAACACAACCCCGACCCUUUUUCUGUUCCUUUGCUUUUGCAACUAUUAUAUUAUUACUAUUAUUAACAACAACUUUGUUAUUGUCCGACGGAAAGUAACGAGACGAUAAACGGAACGACGGCAAAGGGAAAAAAAAAAUAACGACUGUAUCAUAUUUGUCCAAGCAUGUCUGUCCUUUCCUUAAAGAGAGAGAGAGAGAAAAAAUGAUUAAAUUCGACAUCCGGUGACACAGAGGCCUUGACUUUACUUUUGAGGAAACAACGGUACGUUUUAAAACUGCCAUUCCUUAUCGCAUUUUUAAAGAUGACAAAAGGGCAGAACCAAAAUCUGAAAUCCUUUUCUUAAUCAGAAUUUUUGUCUUGUUUUUCCAACAAAUUGACGAAAGAUUUUGUUUUUUAUUUCGAAAACAACAACGACGUGACGUUUGUAAACUCGAUAUAAUCCUUCACUGGAAAACAAGACAGAAAGCGUGAUUAAGAAAGUCUUCAUUUGCUGUACAGUCUUGUCCUUUCAUUCAGGUCUCUCUGAUGCUGACGUGUGUUGCCGUCUGCGGGUUUUGUGAGUCUUUGGUUUCACAUCAUCACUUCACGCUCUUUUGUACAGCUGCGCAUUUAAUGUACAUGUUGUGAUUGCUGACGUGUCGAGCUUUUCUGCAUCGCUUCAUCUCUUCGAGGGUCCGCAUAAAGCCAUACAUUUCUCAGAGGAAUGAUUCACUGGAGAAAAAAAACAAACAAAGCAAAACAGAAAGACGGCGGGCACAUUUUGUGAGAAAUGUCCAACGAAUCGCUUUUGUACUUUUGAUUUUCAAUCUUUUUCUAAUGAAAUAUAGCACAGUGGUCUGAAAAAAAGAAUAUAUAAUUACAUAUAUCUAUCUACACACACAUGUACGGCGGGAAUACGGCAUGACAAACGUAAAGCCAUCGCAUUUCAUUACCAAGAGUCAAUCCACAACAGCGAAAUAUUAAAGUUUGAAAUAUCUAUGAUGAUUUUAAUCUGCUUGUAUACCAAAUGUAAACUUUGCUUUUAUAAUGUUUUCUUUCAAUUUUCUAUUCCUUGAUGCAAUUCAGGUUUAACUUCUUGACAUCUAAAAGAUCGAGAUUGGGGGUUAUUUCUAGGACAGAGGGAAUGCGAUCGUCAUCAUGAUUAUUAUUAUUAGUAUGAAUUAUUAUUAUCCAAUCUUAUUAAGUGCCUGUUAGCGAUCCCUUUAAUGCUUUCACACAACAAAUUCUUUUGAUUUGAUUUGAUCAUUUGUAUUUAUUUAACAGAAACGAGACCCUCUUGAAUCCAAACGUAAGACUCGUGGGAACGGGGCCAAAAGCGAAAGGUUUUUUUGCAUGGAUACUCUUGAGAGUUCUGAUAUGUAUUAUCAAUGUAAAUAUCUCUUUUGUUUUGUCUUGAUAUAGCCAUGAAAUCAAAGCUUUUCUUAAAUCACUGUAUAUGGACAACAACACGCCGCCCCGCGCGCACACACACACGAGUUUUUAGUGUAAAUACAGCAGAAAGUCAUUUGGUCACGUCAGGAGAAUCAUCACCAGCUGAUCUGAAUCCGAAUCUGCUUUCAUCUUUACGCUUCAUUCUGCCUUCAGUACGCUUCUGUUUCACACACACGCAGUCCCGUCGGUCGCUCAGUGGGUUGACAAACUGCUUUCAGUACUUUCUGUAAUUUCUGCUGUUCUGUUGAAAUAACUAUAUCAAGCUUUCUUCAAAUGAAUGUUUCAAAUAAUAAUCUAUUUCUCAUUAAAAUGAUAUAUUUAAUAAGAA
Messenger RNA from Triplophysa rosa, 4391 nucleotides. It is a transcript of the gene brinp1, whose product is annotated as bone morphogenetic protein/retinoic acid inducible neural-specific 1. Gene Ontology annotation, biological process: positive regulation of neuron differentiation; negative regulation of mitotic cell cycle. The transcript has 8 exons. Lineage: Eukaryota; Metazoa; Chordata; Actinopteri; Cypriniformes; Nemacheilidae. The record is from RefSeq and is a predicted model, not a curated record. The coding region runs from base 344 to 2629 and encodes 761 amino acids.